This is a messenger RNA of Pichia kudriavzevii, 5559 nucleotides long. RefSeq lists its product as uncharacterized. The coding region runs from base 1 to 5559 and encodes 1852 amino acids. NCBI's taxonomy places the organism in Eukaryota, Fungi, Ascomycota, Pichiomycetes, Pichiales, Pichiaceae. Gene Ontology annotation, molecular function: structural constituent of nuclear pore; protein binding; phospholipid binding. The record is from RefSeq and is a predicted model, not a curated record. Gene Ontology annotation, cellular component: nuclear pore central transport channel; nuclear pore. Gene Ontology annotation, biological process: RNA export from nucleus; protein import into nucleus. The transcript is spliced from 2 exons.
AUGUCCUAUAAAGAAUUAGAAACACUAGACACAGACAAUAUUGGAUUUCAAGGAAAAAAACCCAUUGGACUAUUUACAGAUAUUGACAAAGGCAAAUUAUCAGAAUUGCUGAAUCAAUUCACUAUUAAUUACCUGGAUAUCUCGUACUUUCAUGGUAUCAUAUUUGCAUACCUAAAUCAUGAGCUAAAACUCCUAUCAAUCGAAAAACUUUCGCAAUAUCUAGAAAACGGAGAUUCUAAUUUGUCAAUUGAUGACUUGGUGACCUUCAAAUUUGUGAUCAGCUCUGAUGUCACUCAAAUAAAAUUAAAUGCAAAUGAAUCAUGUUUGUAUGUGAUUUCACAAGUUGAUAAUGAAAUGGUUGUGUCUAAUAUAGACACAUCAAUCUUGUUAAAUGGAACAUUCAACGAGCAUGAAGUUUAUAGAGUCCCAGCCGGUGUGAAGAUUUUACGUUUCAUGCCUUCUCCUAAAAAUCAUGAACAAUCUGUUUGUUUAUUAGAUUCAAAAGAUCUUAUACUAAUAAACAAAAAUUCAACAUCAAAACUAUUUGGAAAUGUCUCAUCAGCUAAUUGGUUCGAUGAAAAGCUGAUGUUCUCUUACGAUGAUGACAUGUGUCUUAAUUUUUACGAUCUAAAGUCUUCCAAAAUUGUUAACUCAUUUACAUUGAAUUCAGAUUGUAGCGACGAUAAAGGAGAAGAGGAUCAAAGAAUCGUUUAUUUACAGAAGGUUAAUGAUCAUAGUAUAAUAGCGGUAGCUGGUGAUUCCAUAUCUUCGACUGAAAAUCCAGAUUUUACCACCUACAUUAUAGAUUUGAGUCCAAAUGAUUUUUCUCCAAACAAAAUUCUUACUACCCAGAUGUUAUUUACAUCAUAUGGAAGUAUUGAUCGUAUUGCAUCUUUCUAUACAUUAUGCUUAAAAAACUGGUCCCAAGAGUACUCUGACGUUCUUAUAUCGACAGGCUCAAAAUCUAUUGAUAUAAACAUUUCAUUACCCGACAAGCUGGUCGAGCUAUUAAAUGACUCAGAUCGAGCAACAAUGCCAAUGGAUGACGAGUCUGGUGAUGAUGAUACACCUUUGGGUAUGGUUUUGGACUUGAACUCAACAAUAAACGUAAAAGAACCUUGUAAAGGGGUAGAUGAGUCGAAACCAUUACCGAGAGUGAUAACAUUGACUAACAGAGGUCAACUAAUUUGCUGGAAUUUUUGGAUAAAGGAUUCAAUCCUAAAUAACCAAGCAAAUUUAGCAAAUGUUGAGAAAAUCAACAGAAGUAACACCUUACAUGAUGAAACCAUUAUUCCUUCAUCUUCUGCGAAACCAAAUAGUUUAUCUAGCUUAGGUUCUUUGUCUGUUGGUACAUGUGCGAAGGAUAAAGACUCAAAGGCUUCUAUUUUUGGCAGCUCUACAAACCAAUCUGAAAAUCCAUUUGGAUCAACGGCUGGAAAUCCGUUUGCAUCGUCCAUUUUCCCCAAGGCGAAUAUCUCUACAAGUUCCAUGACUACAUCUAACAAUAACCAGAAUCCUUUUGGUUCGACAUCCAAGGAUGCAUUUGGAAAUUUCAACUUGGAGAAGUCCACAUCAGUAUCCGAGACACACCCUUUUGGUGAGGCGUCAGCUCCAAGUCCAUUUGGAGGCUCCAGUUUUGGAACAAAAUCGGGAACGAAUGGUUUUAAAAUGGGCGAAAUGGUGGAUAAUUCGAAACCAUCAAACUUUAAAUUUGGAUCUUCAUCAUUUGGGGGAGCAUUUUCCUCUUCAUCGGGGGGUGUUGGAGGUUUCAAGAUGAAUAUGACUAAUACUGGAACGCCAAAAGCAUCGACUUCCCUUUUUAGCUCCGGUGGGUUCAGCAAAUUUAGUACUUGCGAUAACGCGUUUACUGAUGCAGGUGCAGCUUCAUCGACUUCUUCGCCGUUUGGUACAUUGGGCACAUCUAAUGCAUCACCAUUCAGUGGGUUAGGAUCUACUGCUAAGCCUCCAAUAUUUGGUGAUUCCAACGGAAAGAACUUUGAAGGAAAAGUUACGGAUAGUGUACCGUUUAGUUCUUUGAAUAAUAAGAGAACUGACUUAUUUGCUCAAAAGCCAGUAGGAACGACAGUUUCAACCACAAGUAAUGUUCAAGAAAUGCAGUCAAACUCUUUGUUUGGUACUCCGAAAAAAGCUACGUCUGGACUAUUUGGCUCAGCAUCUUUUAGAAAAGGACAAGAUGAUAGGAAAGUUAAUGCUGCAGGGUUAUUUGAUAAGCCAAAUUUAAAUCCGUCCAUAGCUUUAAAUUCUUCUACGAAAACGGAGACUGUUGCAGAAGUAUCCGAGUCUGGUUUAUAUAAUCAUAAUCCUGACCUUCGGAACACCGAAGUGGUUUCGUCAGAUGAGCUAUCUGACGUUUCAAAGGAGUCUGUCUCGGAGUCGGAACUAUCAGAAGAAGAAGAAGAAGAAGAAGAAGAAGAACAUGGAGAGGAGGAAAAGGCUAGGGAAUCCGAUGUUGAGCUAAACAAAGUUAAACAACUCCUAAAUAAAACUGAGAAGCCUACCAGAGAAUCCAAUGAACCAGCUGAAGAGGCUAUUAUGCCUAGAGUUCAAAAACCGAAAGGAAAGUUGCAAAACACAAAUUUUGAACAAAGUGAAGAAAAAGUGCCGAAGGCAGAAAAGAAAAUCAAAGUUAUUGCCGAUGAACCGGUAUCAUUUGACUUACAAAUGGACGAUUAUAAAUUUGAUCUUGAAAGGAAUAUUUCUUUAGAUAGAGCCAUCAAGAAACUCAUUGAAUCUAAAAGGAUUGAACUAUAUGGCGGAGAUUUAGAUUAUAGACGAUUUUUAGAUGAUCAAGCUAGAAUUUAUGAUUCUAAAGUUCCAAAUGUCAAAAAGCUAGUAUCUGAUUGGGAGGCCAAUCGAAAUUUGGAAGUCGAAAAUGCAAAAAGAGAUCUUGAGUUAAACGAACAGCAGACACACAGGAAUAAGCUAGAUGAGUUGUUAAAAGUCAAAGAGGACAAGGAUAAGCUUUUCACCGAUGCCGAACAAAACAGAACACGCAUUCUAGAGCUUCUAAGGCAUGAAACUGAACGGAGACGUAGUGUUUUGGCAAGACUCUCACGAGAGGUGGAACUCGAGGAAGAGAUUACAGCAAAAGUUAGAGAAGAGGAAAUUUCUAACAUGAAGGCUUUUACUGCAAUGGAAGAAUAUUUCAAAGAAAUGAAAAAGCUGGAAGACGAGCAAAACGAACUCAUUGCAGAGGAAAUUGAACUUGAAAGUAAGAGGAAACAAUCGGCUGAGGACAAACAAAAUUCCGAAAAUGAACUCAAAAGCAGUGAAGAUGAAGAAAAGUUCAAUUUUACAAAAGGGGAAGCUUGGACAGAGCAAGGUAAAGAUGCUCUUGGUGAGAGUACCGCAAAUCUCAAGGAACCAUUCUGCCAUAAGAUAAAUGAGACCGUAGUAGACGAAUCAGCAGAUAAAGGCAAGAUGCUAGACAGUAAGUACGAAGUAAGUGCCAACUUCUAUCCGAAAGAAGGUGGGAUGGAUCAACAAACGAAAAAUAGCCUUGCAACUAUUGAAAAUAAAGUUGAACAUGAGAGCAAUCAAAUGAAGAAUGAAAAUAAAGAAAUCCUUCAAGAUGGUACGGUAGAAGCCGCCAAAGGAGUGGGGUCAAGAGUAGUUCCUGCAAAGAAGGUAACUCUGAACAAUGCUAACGCCGAUAUCCAAGACAAGGGCAAUAACUUCAUAAAUGAUAAAAGCGAGGAACCAGUUGAGGGAUCACUAGAUAAAGUUACUGGUAAAACAGACAACAUAUUGAGUGACUCCCCAUUUGUACCACCAGUUAAGAAGGCUAGUGAACCAGUUUUGGAUAUGGUGCCAGAAUCAACUAAAGCGGCUGAAGAAACUGUGCCAAUUGAAGAAGCCUGUAAAAUAGCAGCUGAUGAGGAUAAGGCACGUCCACAUUCAGGUGGUCAUGACAUUCGAUAUGAAGAGAGUACGGGAGUAGAUGAACUUGAUGCCUCUAAUGAAAAAGAUAUCUCAGAAGGGAACACGGUGGAUACCAAAAAAGUUGAAAGAGAGGAAAUAGUUGCUGCUACUGUCACAGAGGAGCCAUAUGAAGUACUCAAUCUGAAUGGUUCUAAUUCAGCUGGAAUUACAAAACAACAAUAUUCAUCUAAACAUUUUGAUGAUGAGCCUUAUAUUCACUCAAUGAAAACUGAAGGCUAUAGCAAAGGCACCGAUGAACCCAUUAAAAAGGUCCAUAAACUAGUUUCCAUGUACGAUUCUGAUAGCGACACCAAGGAAAAGAUCACCUUCAAAUGUGUCAACGAUUUCCCAGUUGACACCUCCGAGGUUAUCAGCAAGCCAGUUGAACACGAAACACUGUACGAAUCUGCAGAUUCUGAGUAUUUGAAAGCUGCUACCAAUUCAAACAAACCCAAUCAGAUUACUCAUGAUGUUUCGACUACUCCAGAAUAUGUACAAGCUAGUGUAGAAUCAACAGAAGAAAACAGGAUUUUGAGGUCUAUUUCUGCUAGUCCUGGAUACAUAAAAUCUGAAAUUGAUACUUCUAGUUUACUUAGACAGGAAGAAUUGAACUGUCUUCCAAAUUAUGAGAGUUUGAAUGAAACCAAAGAACCUAGUUACGCUUUUGUAUCAACUUUAACAGAUAGAAUGAUCGCCUGCAACUUGUCUACCACUGAUGAUGAAAAUUAUUUUAGCAGUUACUACAUACCCAAAACGGUUCCUCUUCUACAUGCCAAGGGUAAGGUAAAUUAUCCUAUAGAUUUUGAUCAACUACCUCCAAUGGGAAAAGAGAUGAAAAAACUUAUUUAUGACAGAUUGAUUGAGUUUGAUAUUUUGCAUAAAAAUCUGAGGGCUAUGGGUGAAUAUAUUGCAGACCAAUCGAAUACGUCACUUAUAUUCCACACUUUAGACAAAUCAUCUGCAUCUCCUUCUCAUUGGAGGUUGUUUGAAAUUGAUACGCUUUUACUGGGUGCAGAGAAAUACUCGAGGUUUUUCUGUGAUUUAUUGCAACUCUACGACAAGUUGGCCAGUGACUCCACUUACCUGAAAUCUUCUUUGUUUGGUGAAUUCAGAAAGCUUAGUUCAUAUGAAAUUUCCCUUGACAGACUAACUAAGAAAGACAGGGAAUUCAAAGAGUGCUAUUUGAAUUCGAGUAGACCACUACCAUUCGAAAAUGUUAAGACACGCCGUACCUUGAGAGAAAAAAUCGAAACUCUUCAGCAAACAGAUAGAACCCUUCAAUCUGGGGUUUUAAUAUUGAAAAGUCAAAUUUAUCCGGAGAAAGUGAUUCAGAAUCAGAGAUCCAUGAAUUCAGUUUUAGCAUCUCUUCAGAAGGAGUUGUAUACACAUGCCGAAACUUUAAAUACUUUAUCUCAGGGUUUGAACUCUGUAGAGGAAGGCAAGGCUGAGUGUAUUAAAUCUGCUGGAAGCUCUGGUAUUAGUUGUGCUGGCUUGUCAGAUCUACACAAAAUUCCAGCGAGUAGAAUCAGUGAUUUAAUUCUAAAAAAGAAUGCAAAGCGAUCACUUGCAAAUAUUCUUAAAGAUAAGAUUAAUAACAGCAGAUACGUUUCUUUGUAA